Messenger RNA from Acanthisitta chloris (rifleman), 465 nucleotides. RefSeq names its product oxysterol-binding protein-related protein 7-like. The annotation marks the transcript as partial. The record is from RefSeq and is a predicted model, not a curated record. NCBI's taxonomy places the organism in Eukaryota, Metazoa, Chordata, Aves, Passeriformes, Acanthisittidae. The transcript has 5 exons.
GGCUCAGAGAGCUGGGAAGUGGUGGAGGAGCCAAGGGCACGGGGCAGCCCAGGGCAGGAGCCACGACGGCACGAGGGGUACCUGCUCAAGAAGAGGAAAUGGCCCCUGAAGGGCUGGCACAAGAGGUACUUUGUGCUGGAAAAUGGGAUCCUGAAAUAUGCCACCACGCGCCAGGACGUCCUCAAGGGGAAGCUGCACGGGGCUAUCGAUGUCCGUCAGUCCGUCAUGUCUGUCAACAAGAAGGCACAGAGGGUUGACCUGGACACAGAGGAGAACAUUUACCACCUCAAGAUCAAGUCUCCAGAGCUCUUCUCCAGCUGGGUGAGCAACCUCUGCACCCACCACCACGGCGAGAGGUCUGAGCCCUGUCCCGGGGGGAGAACCAACACACAGGGCCAGUGGACACGGAUCCUGCCCUCGGGCAGUGCCCCUGCCCUGUCCACUCUGGCCAGCUCCCGGGACAAG